This is a messenger RNA of Salpingoeca rosetta, 2247 nucleotides long. RefSeq lists its product as uncharacterized. Lineage: Eukaryota; Choanoflagellata; Craspedida; Salpingoecidae. Gene Ontology annotation, cellular component: plasma membrane. Gene Ontology annotation, biological process: cell-cell adhesion. The transcript has 5 exons. Gene Ontology annotation, molecular function: myosin binding. The record is from RefSeq and is a predicted model, not a curated record. Bases 32 to 2164 code for a protein of 710 amino acids.
CGUCAACCUCAGCCCGACACCACAAAAUAGGAUGACGGACGCGGCAGUUGUGUGGAAGAACUCACCACUCUUUCACUACUUGCAAGACGUGGGAGAAGUUGACGUUGAAGCAGAGGAGCAUGUAAGCAGUUCAUGGGCACACGAGCAGCAACAACAGCAACAACAACAACAGCAGCAGCAGCAGCACAAGAACCAGCACUCGCGCGGGUUCACCGAGGAAUCGUUCCGCUUUGGCGGGGCUCACGAUGCAGAUCGCUCAUUGACGAUUGAGGGUUGGCUGCAAUCAUGGCUACGACGCGCGCGUUCAUACUGGCAAGCAUGGAAGCAGCUUCGAGCACGCAUGCUCGUGCAGCGUGUGGCUUGGUGCAUCACGCGUUCCCCACACUUGCACGACGACGAUGCCCUCUUGCUGCUGCAGAUGGACGAGCAGCUGUUUGACGACAAGGGCUCCCCUGACCACGAGCACCAGCUCGGCGCCACAGCUGGGCGCAAUGGCGGCUUCAGGUGGCCGCUGCUGCUUGGAAGUUUUGGUCGCAGCUGUUGGUACGUGUUGGGCCUCGGUGUCUCUGCCAUACCAGCUACCUACUACACAUGGCAGCUCCUCCGCUCGUCUUCUCCUUUGCCGUCUGGGUGGUCUGGGAUUGGCGUCAACAGUCGGGCGACUCGCCGCAUUCUUGUGGGUGCCGCCGCCGUGCUUGGCUGCACAGCACUCGCCUCGGUUGCCACCACCACUUCAGCCUGCCGCCGACUGCUAGCACGGGCGCCAGAGCACUCGUCCUUGGCUCUUCUGCAGCAGCUGCUCGAAGACCGACAGGCGUUUGUGAUGACCUGCCACCGCGCUCUGUCCUCGCUGCAGCGCAUCGAGCUUCUCCGCCGCGGCUUUGGCCUCGCUGAGCACAUGCCGCCCAUCUCCAGGAUUGAGGCAUGCGACCCCACCGCCGGCACGGCAGACAAUGAUGACAGCAGCAGCAGUAGCAGUAGCAGUGCUGUGGUGGCGUGCGUUGCGCUGCGCCACUGCUUGUGGUUGGCUCUCCUGCACUCCCUCGUGCGCGUGCGCCAACACACCCGCGCCAUCCACGCGUCAUACAGCUUGCACCCGGUUGCCGAUGAGCCAACACGUGUGCUUGCCAGUGAACCGCUCUCUCGCCUCGGAAUCGAUCACGAUGCUACUACGACGCCUUCUCUGUCCGCACUCAAGACGCUGUUUGAUGUCGAAGUCAUGCACUUCUCCGAGCUUUUGCGGCGAGUUGCGCUGCAGUGUUCACCAGCUCUGUGCGUGUCUGCGGUGGAGGCGGCAGAAAAGGUGCAUGCCAUCAUCACACACAGCGACACACUCGCAUAUAUGCAGUCGCUACAGCGUGUCACGCGGGCUGUGGAGCUGAGCCACAACAUGGAGCUCAUAUGGCAGGGCGAACCGCCACAGGACGAAGCGGAGGAACAGGAGCAACAGUGGCGGCAACAGCGCUUGCACAUGCGAUGCCGCACCCACGAAACGGCAGGCAUGCACGUUGAUGAUGUCCGUGGAUACACCGCAUAUGCGCACCUUGCCGCAGACACGACGCUCACCUGCAUGACGGCGGCGGCGCAGGUGAAGCAGUUGCACGACGCAGCCCUGCGGGCGUUCACGGCCGCGCAGUGGGACAGCCGCACUGCCAGGCGCGAGGUGGCCAGGGCCGUGAGCGGAUUGCGUGCAAGCACGGCAAAGCUGGAUGCGCUUGCCGGCCAGCUUGCAUCCAGCGUGGACACGUGGCGCUGGCAGCCACAUGUGGACGGCGGUGACAGAGGUGCAAGAGAUGGUGGUGAUGUGGAAGGCGUUGUUGGCGGCGGCACUGGCGCUGGCACGGGCGCAGCCCAGGGAACGGCGGGCGCGGCGGUCGUUGUCUCUGUUGUAGACGACGCCGGUAACGUGCCGAGCGCAGCGGCAUGUGAGCAGCCGUUUGAUUACUUUGAGGCCGAGGCGCGCGGGCAAUGCGAGGGCGAUGACGACGACGACGACCUGACGGAGGAAGAGCGCACGGCACGGUGGCGGGCCCAGCGGGAGGAGAGACGGCGGCGGUAUGAGCUGGAACGGCAACAGGAGCUGGCCAGGCAACAGCAGCAGCAGACCACCGUGCAGCUGCUCUCGGAACUCUCCACCGUCCUGCAAGCCUUGCCCAAGCGAUAGCGAGGAAUAGCGAGAGAGAGAGAGAGGGGGGGGGGGGAGGAGAAGGUCCAGAGCGGGAGGGAUGGAGGGAGAGAGAAAACGGG